Molecule: messenger RNA, 1122 nt
Organism: Rhipicephalus microplus (southern cattle tick)
Lineage: Eukaryota; Metazoa; Arthropoda; Arachnida; Ixodida; Ixodidae
Product: bifunctional arginine demethylase and lysyl-hydroxylase JMJD6
Biological process (GO): phagocytosis
Cellular component (GO): nucleus; cytoplasm
Molecular function (GO): P-TEFb complex binding; histone H4R3 demethylase activity
Source: RefSeq, a predicted model, not a curated record
AUGUCGUCGCACUACCUGCAGUUUCAGAAAGUGGCCAUUGACCGGGUCGAGCGGGUCAAGGCCAAGCUGGGCCUCAAGGAGCGAAAGCACCACUCGUCGCAAGCGUCGGCCACAUCCUCGCACCACGACAGGUCUCAGCUAUUGGCUACGCUCAAGGCACGCAAGUCCAUGCCUACGGACGCCAUCGAGCGGCUGCACGCCAAGGACCUGCCUCUCGACACAUUCUUGCGCAAGAACGACAAACUUUGCCGGCCCGUGGUUAUCCAGGGUCUGCUGGACGAGUGGAAAGCGCUCGAGCGCUGGUCCCUUUACAACCUCGUCUCCAAGUACAGCGACAACGAGUUCGUCGUGGGCCACGACCAGAAUCGGAACGUCGUAACGGUGAAGAUGAAGUACUUCGCCUACUACCUCAAAGAGUACCGGGACCCAUCGCCCUUCCAGAUCACCGACGACCUGGCAACCGGAGGCAAGAGGAGGAUGCGUGAAGACUAUGAGGUGCCGUCAUACUUCAAGGACGACAUCUUCAAGUACGCCAAGGAGUCCGACUUGCCGCCGACUCGCGCCUUUAACUUGGGACCUGCUCUGGCCGGGGAAAGGAUCCAGACGAACCCGCUGGACUGCAACCUGUGGAGUGCCCUAGUUCACGGAACUCGGCGAUGGUGCCUGUUCCCGCACCACGUGCCGCAGGACCUGCUCUGCAACGACCACAGGGCCGCGCGCAAGGACCGCCUGAUCGAGACUGCUGUCGCCUGGUUCAAGCGCAUCUACCCGAAGACGCAGUCCUCUCACUGGCCGCGCUACUUCAAGCCGUUGGAGAUUCUUCAGACCGCUGGGGAGGUUGUUUUCGUGCCUGCCGGAUGGUGGUACGUGGUGAUCAACCUGGAUGUGUGUGUGGUGAUGUCUCACCACCAUUGCAGCGCGAACACGCUCUCUCAGGCAUGGCCCAAGCUGACACGCGGCAACAAAAAGCUGGAGCGGGCAUGGUUUGAGGCGUUGCGACGUCGACGUCCCGAACUUACCGUACUGGUGCCGCGGAAGGAAAAGCGGCGCUCGCGGGACAGUGACAGCAGCGCCACCUCGCGCUCCAGCGACGUCGACCAGGACAGCUCCGACAACUCCUGA